Emericellopsis atlantica is the source of this 2678-nucleotide messenger RNA. Its product is annotated as glycoside hydrolase superfamily. The record is from RefSeq and is a predicted model, not a curated record. Gene Ontology annotation, molecular function: glucan endo-1,3-beta-D-glucosidase activity; 1,3-beta-glucanosyltransferase activity. The coding region runs from base 395 to 2392 and encodes 665 amino acids. Gene Ontology annotation, cellular component: cell surface; extracellular region; fungal-type cell wall. Gene Ontology annotation, biological process: carbohydrate metabolic process; cell wall organization. The transcript is spliced from 2 exons. NCBI's taxonomy places the organism in Eukaryota, Fungi, Ascomycota, Sordariomycetes, Hypocreales, Bionectriaceae.
UUUUGCGUCGCUCGCUCGCUCGUCUGCCAUCGCCAUCGUUAAUUGGGACCCGCUAUUCUCGGCCAGCUCCACCAUCGAAGUUGCGCGGCCUGCUGUACCAGAUCACUGAUCGUUGUUGAUUCAGAACCGUUCUGAAUUGGUCGACCAGACAAUUAUUAUUACAUUGUCUCAGCUGCAAAUUGUCAACCCUCGUUGCGCUUGAUUGCGCGUCGGUCGAUCAUUCGGCCCUUUGGUGGCCCAACGGCUCUCUCGAUCCAAGCCGACGUCCAACUUCACCUGUCGCUUGAGACGGACGAGUCUCGUUGCCGGUGGCUCCGCAUCGACCGGGUUCUAUACCUGACAUCCGCGUAUACAUCGACCACUGUGGCAAUUGAGAUCGGUGCGCACAGCGAACAUGCAGCCUUGGUCAAACGACCCGUACGAGAGCGAGCCGCUCGACUCCUCCCGCAUCCCUCGCGAGCGUUAUCCCUCAAACUUCGAACAGGCUCCGCAGGAGUCGCCCACUCCCUACUUUGACGGUUCCUCGCCGCAUUACUAUAAUCAAUCACCGACAAGGGACCAGUCGCCGUAUAGUUCGCCAGCCAGGCACUACCAAAGUCAACAUUCGGGGGACGCACCGCCGCCACCCCGCCACGGCGACAACUCAUACUACACGCGCGCCGGCACUGCAGGUUACGGUCAAGACUCGGGUCCUGUGUAUGCGCGGAAUCACCCGAGCCACUCCCGUCACGACGCCGACGGCUUCAGCCCAGCAUCCUCUCCGGCCAUGGCAAGUAGCUCCCGAGGGGAUCGAGGGCAUCUACCGCCUCCUCCUUCUCGAACAGCGCAGGCGGGAGGGUACGCCGGUGGGGGAUACAUGUAUGACAGCUAUGCCCGGGGCAACAACUCGCCGAUGCGAUCGACGACGAGCAGCCUACAUAACUACGGACCCGGCACCGACCCUUACGGCGACGACCCCUAUGGAUACUCUUCAUCAAACCGAAGCGUCGACCGCCGCCUAGGAGAAGUGAACCCGAAUGAUAUCGAAGAUGACGGCGACGACGGCUUGCAUUACCCACGCUACAGCCAGCGCAAUUCAAUGCUGAGCUCGGGCACAUCUGAUCGUGGUGCGCGACCUGCCGUCGGGGCGACGGCGGCGGCGGCCGGAGCCGGUAUGGGUGGCUACUUCGCCAAAUCAGGGACCGCUGAGCGUCCUGUGGAAUAUGACCUCGCUGCCACCGACAAGGAGCGCUCCGAGUGGACCAAGCAUGAAGGCAUGAGUAAGCGCAAGAAGAGCCUCAUCAUCUUUGCCGUGCUCUUUGUCAUUAUUGGUGCGAUUGUUGGUGGCGUUGUUGGCGGUAUGGUUGCCAACACCGACAAAAGCAAAGACGGCGGCAACAAUGGGGACUCUGCCAAACAGGAUUCCGAGAAAAACGGCGAUCUGGACAAGAACAGUCAAGAGAUCAAAGAUCUCAUGGACAACCCCGAGCUGCAUCGAGUCUUCCCAGGAAUGGACUACACGCCGAUCAACACGCAAUAUCCCGACUGCGUACACAACCCGCCGUCGCAAAACAACGUCACCCGCGACAUGGCCGUUCUGAGUCAGCUCACCAACCGAGUACGAACCUACGGUACCGAUUGCAACCAAACAGCCAUGGUGAUUGAGGCGAUCAACCGGUUGGACCUCAAGGGCGAUAUGAAAAUCUGGAUGGGCGUGUGGCAGGACAAGAACACGACAACCAACAAGCGUCAGCUGGACCAGAUGUACAAGGCGCUUGAGGAUUACGGCGAUGAGCAUUUUGAGGGUCUCAUUGUUGCCAACGAGAUUCUCUUCAGGGAGGAGAUGAACGUAACAGAAUUGGGUAACCUUUUGGAUGACGUACGCAGCGAGCUCGACAAGAUGAAUCUGGAUCUGCCCGUCGCGACUUCGGACUUGGGUGACGACUGGACGUCUGCGCUCGCGGACACCAGCGACUACCUCAUGUCCAACAUUCACCCUUUCUUUGCCGGCGUGACAGCAGACAAAGCUGCUGCCUGGACCAUGAAUUUCUUCGAAGACAACAACGGCCCCUUUUUUAAGACGACGGGGGGCAAGACGGACAAGAAGCGAAACGUCAUCUCCGAGACCGGAUGGCCCACGGGCGGCGGGACGAAUUGCGGCGGCGCAUCGAGUUGUACAGACGGAUCGGUGGCCGGCGUGGACGAACUGAAUACCUUUAUGAACGACUGGGUAUGCCCUGCGCUCAAGAAUGGCACCAACUACUUUUGGUUCUCCGCCUUUGACGAGCCGUGGAAGGUCCGAUUCAACGAAAAGGGCAAAGAGUGGGAGGACAAGUGGGGUAUCAUGGAUGUCGACCGGAACGUGAAGAAGGGGGUAAAGAUCCCUGACUGCAAUGGUCAGACGGUAUCGUGACGAGAGAUCAAGUCGUGUUCUUUAGCUCUGUGGCGUUUCGGGAAAUGGGGAUCAUGUACGUGGCGCUGUUUGACUCGACUGCCCUGGUUAGGGGUGGUGUCUGGCUUCUUGUCUAUUGUUGUUGCGUCUCUCUGUACUUUUCAAAGCGGUUGGCGGUGUUGCACACGGGCACAGUGACGGCUGUAUUUGGUGGAUGGUUUAAGUUUGUGAGGAAUACAACGGCACACAUACAAACGUACAUAGCACCAAGAACUGAGCGACCGGUUCACGUUACACAGCACUGCAU